Molecule: messenger RNA, 615 nt
Organism: Acanthosepion pharaonis
Lineage: Eukaryota; Metazoa; Mollusca; Cephalopoda; Sepiida; Sepiidae
Source: the annotation of a GenBank genome assembly
AUGUUAACCUAUUUUGGAGGAGGCCCAUUGGAAACGCGUAAAAAGGCCUCCCAAAAGCUCAAAUUUAUUUGGUACACUUGUUUGUUUGUUUUUUUGUUUGUUUGUUUGUUUGUUUGUUUCUUCCUUUCUUUCUUUCUUUCUUUCUUUCUUUCUUUCUUUCUUUCUCCUGCUUCGCUUUUUUCAUUCUUUCUAUAUUAUAUUUGUUUUCUUCGUUUUCUUUUUCUUUUUUCUUUGUUUUUCUUUCACACAAUCAUACUUAUUCCUUCAUCAUUUUUUUCUAAUUUGUUCCUUCCUUCCUUCCUUCCUUCCUACAAUCCUUCGUUCGUUUGUUCCUUCCUUCCUUCUUUCCUUCCUUCCUUCCUUCUUUCCUUCCUUCCUUCCUUCUUUCAUUCAGUCAUUCAUUCAUUGCUCUGUUAUUUAAUGUAUUCGUUUCUCGCAUGUUUUUUUUUCUUUUUCUAUUUCGUUUUUACUAUAUUCAUCAAUUUCUUUCUUCAUUUCCGUCAUUCUUGGACAAUUCCUUCUUUUUUCUUCCGGGCAUUCAGAUACCAAACUAGAAACAUCAAUAAAGCUGUUUUCCCCUUAAUUUCUCCUUUUUUCAGCCGAAAACGAAGAUAG